AUGGCACCACCAACCCUGACAGAAUUGUUCACAAAAGAGUUCCAAUCCUUCAAGUCCCCACCGCCAAAAGAGACCGCGCCAGUCCCAAAAGUCGGCGACCCAGCACCGUCGCAUGACAAGAUCAAGCUCCCAGACAAGCCCACAAUAGUCGUCUUCUUGCGGCACUGCGGUUGCCCAUUCGCCGAGAAGACCUUCCGCAACCUAACCGCCUUUUCCAUCAAGCACCACCCGCAGAUCCACUGCAUAGCCGUGUCGCACAGCAACGACGCCGCGACGACCGACUGGGUGGAGCACGUGGGCGGCGCGUGGGAGGUGGACGUGGUGGUGGACGAGGAGCGCGAGGCGUACGCGGCGUGGGGCCUGGGCCUGUCGUCCUACUGGCACGCCAUCGGGCCCUUCUCCAUCUACAGCGCCGUGCAGCUCGGCAAGACCGAGGGCAUCUGGAACCGGACCACCGAGAGCGGCACGCGCUGGCAGAUGUCCGGCGCCUUUGCCACGGACAGGAAGGGCGUGGUGCGCUGGGUCAGCAUCGCGCGCUCCGCGAGCGAGUUGCCGGACUUUGACGCCGCGCUUAAGGCGCUGAUCGAGGUGCCUACGGAGGCUUCGUGA
This is a messenger RNA of Diaporthe amygdali, 609 nucleotides long. RefSeq names its product lkyl hydroperoxide reductase subunit c thiol specific antioxidant. The transcript has 2 exons. The record is from RefSeq and is a predicted model, not a curated record. NCBI's taxonomy places the organism in Eukaryota, Fungi, Ascomycota, Sordariomycetes, Diaporthales, Diaporthaceae. Bases 1 to 609 code for a protein of 202 amino acids.